AUGGCAUCCCGACCGGAAAUCAAGGAGGAGGAUGAGUCGGGUUUCUGCAAGUUCUUCCGCAACUUGCCUGAGAAAGACGAUGAGACGGUGCGCAUCUUCGACCGCGGCGACUACUACAGCGCCCACGGCGAAGAUGCAAAGUUCAUCGCAAACACAGUAUACAAGACCACAGCCGUCAUCCGAAAGCUGGGACGAGAACCCGGCCUCGAAUCUGUCACCAUGACUAUCACCGUAUUCCGCAACUUCCUCCGCGACGCACUCUUCAGACUCAGCAAACGUAUCGAGAUAUGGCAAUCGACUGGCAAGCGCAUGGAUUGGAAGGUGGUCAAGCAGGCCUCACCCGGCAACCUGCAAGACCUGGAGGACGAAUUGGGAGGUCAGAUCGAGAAUGCGCCCAUCAUAUUAGCGGUCAAGGUGUCCGCAAAGGCAUCGGAAGCACGCAAUGUGGGUGUAUGCUUUGCAGAUGCAAGCGUACGGGAGCUCGGUGUUACAGAAUUCCUUGAUAACGACCUCUACUCCAACUUCGAAUCGCUGCUCAUCCAGCUCGGCGUCAAGGAGUGCCUGAUACAAGUCGACUCUACCAAGAAGGAUGUGGAGCUGGGCAAGCUUCGGACGAUUGCCGACAACUGCGGGUGCGCUGUGGCAGAGCGGUCGCACGCAGACUUUGGCACAAAAGACAUCGAGCAGGAUCUGCCGCGGUUACUCAAGGAUGAGCGAGCAGCCGGCUCGCUGCCGUUGACAGACCUGAAGCUAGCUAUGGGCUCAGCUGCAUGCCUAAUCCGGUAUCUAGGGGUCAUGUCGGACUCGUCGAACUUUGGACAGUACCAGCUCUACCAACACGACCUCUCGCAAUACAUGAAGCUCGACGCUGCCGCGCUGAAGGCACUCAACCUCAUGCCGGGACCACGAGACGGCGCGAAGAACAUGAGCUUAUACGGACUGCUCAACCACUGCAAGACACCCACCGGUAGCCGACUGUUAGCACAAUGGCUCAAGCAGCCGCUCAUGAACGUCGAGGAGAUUCAACGACGACAGCAAUUGGUGGAAGCCUUCGUCAACGAUACCGAGCUAAGGCAGACGAUGCAAGAGGAGCAUCUGCGGUCAAUACCGGAUUUGUACCGUCUAGCGAAGAAGUUCCAACGCAAAGUCGCAAACCUGGAAGACGUCGUGCGCGCGUAUCAAGUCGUCAUCCGAUUGCCGGGCUUCCUCAGCUCCCUCGAGGCGGUCAUGGACGAGCAGUACAAGGAGCCGCUUGAUGCGGAGUACACGGAUAAGCUCCGCCAAUACACAACGGCAUUUGCAGGCCUGCAGGACAUGGUAGAGACGACGGUGGAUCUCGAAGCGCUCGACAACCACGAGUUCAUCAUCAAGCCUGAGUUUGAUGAGUCGUUGAAGACCAUCCGAAAGCGCCUGGACAAGCUCAAGCGCGACAUGGAGUCAGAGCACAUGCGUGUGGGCGAUGACCUCAACCAAGACACCGAGAAGAAGCUAUUCCUAGAAAACCACAAAGUCAACGGCUGGUGCUUCCGACUAACCCGCAACGAAGCAGGCUGCAUCAGACAAAAGAAGCAGUACCAAGAGAUCUCUACACAGAAGAACGGAGUCUACUUCACCACCAACACACUACAAGAAAAGCGACGAGAAUUCGAUCAGCUUUCAGAGAACUACAACCGCACUCAAUCCGGCCUCGUCAACGAAGUCGUCUCAGUUGCAUCGUCCUACGUUCCUGUGGUCGAGAAGCUCGCCGCCGUCCUCGCACAUCUCGAUGUCAUUGUUUCCUUCGCCCACGUCUCCGUCCACGCACCCACCUCAUACACUCGACCUACCAUGCACGCACGCGGCACCGGCAACACCGUCCUCAAAGAGGCGCGACACCCUUGCAUGGAGAUGCAAGACGAUAUAUCCUUCAUCACAAACGACGUCUCUCUCGUUCGCGACUCGAGCGAGUUCCUCAUCAUUACCGGUCCCAACAUGGGUGGUAAAUCCACAUACAUCCGGCAAAUUGGUGUCAUUGCCCUCAUGGCACAGAUUGGUUGUUUCGUCCCUUGCUCAGAAGCCGAGCUCACGAUCUUCGACUGCAUCCUGGCUCGUGUAGGCGCGAGCGACAGCCAGAUCAAGGGUGUGUCAACCUUCAUGGCAGAGAUGUUGGAGACAGCAAACAUUCUCAAGUCUGCGACAAAAGAAUCCCUCAUCAUCAUCGAUGAGCUUGGUCGUGGCACAAGCACAUACGAUGGUUUCGGUCUCGCAUGGGCCAUUUCUGAAUACAUCGUCAAGGAGAUUGGCGCUUUCGCGCUGUUCGCUACGCAUUUCCACGAGCUGACUGCGCUGGUGGACACCUACCCACAAGUCCAAAAUCUACACGUCGUAGCACACAUAUCUGAAGGCAGCGCUCCUGCACCCGACGCCGACGGAGACGCAGACAUGGACGCCGCCACCGCCGUGCAAAAGAAACGCGAAGUCACCCUCCUAUACAAAGUCGAACCCGGUUUCUCCGACCAGUCCUUUGGUAUCCACGUCGCAGAGCUCGUUCGUUUCCCACAGAAAGUCAUCAAGAUGGCAAAGCGAAAGGCCGACGAACUGGAAGACUUCGCUGGAAAGCACGAAGAGGGUUACGUUCAAGCCAGUAAAGAGGAAGUGGAGGACGGAAGCCGAAUGCUCAAGGAGGUACUGGUGAAGUGGAAGGAAGAGGUAGAGAGCAAGGGGCUGACGAAGAAACAACAAGUCGAGAGGAUGAGGGAGCUGGUCAAGGGAAACCCAGAGCUUAUGGCUAAUGGGUUCUUCAAGGGUAUUCAGGCCUUGUAA
Molecule: messenger RNA, 2802 nt
Organism: Alternaria arbusti
Lineage: Eukaryota; Fungi; Ascomycota; Dothideomycetes; Pleosporales; Pleosporaceae
Gene: MSH2
Product: MutS-like protein
Exons: 2
Coding region: 1-2802 (933 amino acids)
Biological process (GO): mitotic recombination; mismatch repair
Cellular component (GO): MutSalpha complex; nucleus
Molecular function (GO): ATP-dependent DNA damage sensor activity; ATP binding; mismatched DNA binding
Source: RefSeq, a predicted model, not a curated record